AUGUCUAUAACUCGUCAUGUUGAAUGGAUUCAAGUUGCCGGAAAAUGGACAAAAAUGUCAAUUAUGGGUAAAAAUUUAUCGGAAGAGAAUCUGAGAUUACCAAAUAAAAAAUCGGAUGAUAAUCGAAUUGUUAUUUUAAUGAUACCAGGAAAUCCUGGAAAUGAAGCAUUUUAUGCACAUUUUGGUAGAGAAGUUUUGAAGAAUUUGGAAGAGAAAAACAAUGAAAAUCAAUAUUUAUUCUACACUGUAAGUAGUAUAAAUCAUGUCAAAAUGCCAAAUUAUUUGAAUGGAACUUAUGGACAUUACAGCAAUGGUAAAAAUUUACUGAUUGAAAUCAUUUCAUUUUUUUUUUGUUAAUUCACAUAACGAAAAAUUAUUCAGAUCGAUUUUCAUUAGAAGAUCAAGUUACACACAAACUCGAUUUUGUUCGUGAACAUUUGCCACGUGGAAAAGAAGUGUAUAUUUUUGGGCAUAGUAUUGGAUCAUAUAUGAUGUUGAGAAUAUUACCAAAUGUUCUUCAUGAAGGGUUUAAUGUGAAAAAAGCUGUGGCACUUUUUCCAACAAUUCAACAUAUGGCAGCGUCGCCAAAUGGAAAAAGAUUGCAAACUAUUUUAUCGGUACGUUCUUUUUAAACUACAGUAAUAUAUUGGGAAAACUAUAUUUAUCCCGGAAGAGCAGAAAUUUCCUGUAUUUUUAACCAGAAAAUCAGAAAAACUUUCGAAGGAUCUCAAUUCUGAAUGGAAACUUGAUAUUGACCGGAAAAUGUUUUUUUCUCAAAAAGAUAUUUCCAAAAAAAAAGUUUUUCUUUACUGAUUAAAAUUUUUUCGAACUAUGAACAUUUUAUAUUUGAUUUUUUAAAGAAUUUUAUGCGGAAUUCUGUUUCCUACUACCAAAUCAAAUAUAUUUUCAGACUUUGAAUACCCAUGAUUGGUUUACAAAAGGUGCCACAUUUUGGAUUGAUUAUCUCCCAAUUUGCAUCAAAAAAUGGUUGAUUUCUUUCAAUUUGAGAAAUGAAAAUGUAAGAUUUGCAUUUAUUUUUUUCUUAACAAAAUCCAAAUUUUAUUGUUCAGAUACCUGCUGAAAUUCACGAUGCUACAGUUGAAAUUCUACACAAAGAUGUUUUUCGAAACAUAGUUCAUAUGUCAAAUGAUGAACUUGAUUUUGUCGUUGAACUUGAUCAUAAAUUACUCGAAAAUCGUGAUCUUGUUCAUUUUUAUUAUGGGAAAAAAGAUGGAUGGUGUCCAGUUGAGCACGGUAUGUUGUUCAAAAUAAUUCAACAACAAAAAACCAUAAAUUUUAGGGUUGUCAAUGUUGGAACUUCUUGGAGAAAAUCAAGUGACAAUUGAUGAAGAUGAUUGUGAACAUGCAUUUGUUAUAAGUGAAGGAGAUAUUAUGGCUAGAAAUGUUAUCAAAUAUUUCGAUUGA
This is a messenger RNA of Caenorhabditis angaria, 1425 nucleotides long. The record is from the annotation of a GenBank genome assembly. Lineage: Eukaryota; Metazoa; Nematoda; Chromadorea; Rhabditida; Rhabditidae.